AUGCAUGCGCGCUGUUCCAGGGAGUUCCCCGAAUUCGGCCCGUGGGCCUUCGCCUCCUCUCCCGAUGACACAAAACAGCAGCAAGCCGACUUGCGCCUCUUUAUCAACAUGUGUCUUUACUUGCUGAAGCUGCUUGGCUGUGCCAUACCUCCACUAGACCCAGAAGAUCUUCAAGCUGCAUGCAAAGCAAUAGCCGGCCAUGGCACUAAGAGGCAACAGGGACCUGUUGGAGGCCCCCAAGGGGCUUCCAAGCUGCAUAAAGGCUGUGGAAACUCGGGGAAUGUUUACAAGGUCCAAAUAGUCCAGCACGAAGUAUAG
Molecule: messenger RNA, 318 nt
Organism: Eimeria necatrix
Lineage: Eukaryota; Apicomplexa; Conoidasida; Eucoccidiorida; Eimeriidae
Exons: 2
Coding region: 1-318 (105 amino acids)
Source: RefSeq, a predicted model, not a curated record